Messenger RNA from Cyprinodon variegatus (sheepshead minnow), 2537 nucleotides. RefSeq names its product opioid-binding protein/cell adhesion molecule homolog. Bases 1 to 597 code for a protein of 198 amino acids. Lineage: Eukaryota; Metazoa; Chordata; Actinopteri; Cyprinodontiformes; Cyprinodontidae. The record is from RefSeq and is a predicted model, not a curated record. The transcript is spliced from 5 exons. Gene Ontology annotation, cellular component: neuron projection.
AUGCGUGCUGCAGAACGCUACCUUUGGCGCGUUCUUAUGGCUUCCCAGGUCCGCACCGGUUACCUGGCCACCCAGGUCCCAGGCGGUGGCCAUAAAUUUGUGACAGAGGGGGAACAUUUGGAGCUGAUCUCUAUCACCAAGGAGCAGUCGGGAACAUACGAGUGCAUUGCCUCUAACGACAUCUCCAGCUCCGACAUAAGGAGGGUCCAGGUCACGGUCAACUACCCUCCCUUCAUUUCAAAGGCGAGGAGUACAGGAACUCCAGUUGGACAGAGAGGAGUUCUGCAGUGUGAAGCCUCGGCUGUUCCCAGGGCAGAAUUUGAGUGGUACAAAGAAGACCGCAGGCUGCUGAAUGGAAUAAACGGCCUUAAAAUAGAGACUCAAGACAAACAGUCGCUGCUCAUCUUCUUCAACGUGUCUGAAGAAGACUAUGGAAACUACACCUGCGUUGCCAUGAACACGAUGGGGAUCACUAACGCCAGCAUAAUUCUUUAUGGUCCUGGAGCGAUGCAUGAUGUAAACGGGACGCCCAUCUUCUCCUGUUGUUCUCUCUGCCUCCUGCUGACGAUAACCUUAUUCCACCUGCUCAAGUUCUGAUGAAACCUGUGACCUUCACUUUAAGCUUCUCACAGCAGCGAACAGCAAGAACAGACGAUUUAGUCCUUAUGACAAGAAGAAGAAACCAAGAAUGCCCGCGGUUCACUCUUUGUUUUCUUUCUAAUUUCCUUCUGGCUUUACAUCCGAGUCUGUUCUUUCCAGGUUCACCCAGAGUGAAAGGCAACUAUGAAAACAAGGGAAGCGUUUAAACAUGCACUAAUUUGAAGAUGGUAGAACUACAGAGCUUGUGUGUCUCCAAACCUUUUUGUACGUGAAAUGGGAAAAAAGAAAAAAAAACUGUGUGUUAUCAUUAAUAGUUGACUGUUUAUUGCCCAAUAUUGAAGUGUAAAUUCAGAUUAAUACUAUUAUUGUGUGACUUCUGUUCAAUAUCUGUACAGUACCAGUAAGCUUUUUUAAGUGAAUGACAAAAAAGGAAAUAAUGCAAUGUGAUUGUUGAAUUUCACUGUAUUUUUACAGUUGUAUGCAAAACAGAAGAAACUGAUCCUUUAAGACGAUCGGUUGAGAAUAUUAAAGUAUACACCAUUAUUUCUCAGGCAAAGUCCUCUAACAUAGUGCAUCCUCAUUUUUACCUGUAUCAUCGUGUGCGUAUAAAAUGUACAGAGUGAACGUUGAUCUCCUGCACUCUGAAAAUGCAUUUAUUUCUGAAUGGGCAUCAGCACAGAGUCAUAGCAGCUGCAAGGCACAUUCCUGACAAUCUGGAUCCAGAUUCAUGUGAGUUUAACUUUGAAACAAAUGGAAGGAUGAUGCCGCUGUCUGCAGACGGUCAAAGCGACCCGCCCUCAGCGGACGGCUGAUUGACAGCUUUCAGCCUCAUUCUGUUUACCUCAAUAUAGCAUCAGGUUCAAUUAGCAGCUUUCUAAUUACUGCUUAUUAAGUGCUGCACUUAUUUUUAGCCAUUUCUAUUUAUAAUUUCCAAACAUUGUUAUUCAUCUGAAUAAUGUUAACUCUUUUUUUUUUUAAAUAUGUGAAAAUAAACAUAUUUAAUCCAUCCCUUGUUAGACCGUCACAGUGGUCCUCAUGCUUCUUCUUUGACCAACAGUCCUCUAUGCAACUUGACUCCAUGUUUUCAUUUUACCGCCAUGUUUUGAGGUUAAACAUAAUUAAGAGAAAUUUAAUUAUGUAUUACAACUUUCUCUGUCAUCAUAUAUUGUUCUACUUGUUUUUAUUCUACAACUUUAACAAAACAGAAGUUAAAAAUAAAUGUUUUGUACUCUUAAGAAAUAAUUCAAGAAAAAAAUAUAAUUUUAGCCGACAUUAAGUUUUCUAAACCAUGUUUUCUUAUUUAAUAAUCACUUCCUUCUAUUUUUAUAAUUAUAUAUUCCAAAUGUGGGAUGUUCUGAUCAGGAUUCGCUGUUUGUGACGUAGCCGCGUGUCAGAUGGUACGGAAAAUCGAUCCAGUACUUUAUAACAAAAAUAUCUGAUUUGCUGCUAUCGUCAUAAAAUGAUAGCAGCAAAUAAAUAAAUAAAUGAAAAAUAAAGGAAACACUUUAGAAAGCAUUUUUUUCUAAAAUAAUAUGGAUAUUAAACAUCAAUUUGAAUGAAAAAUACCAACAACUGAAGCAAAGAAACACAACCGGCCUCAAGAGAUAAAUAAACAGCAGCUGCUUGUUAUGCAGCUCAGGUGGCCAACAGGAGUGAGGAGGGAACAGUCCAGGCUCAGCCAGCAGGACACGCCCCCCUGUGGGCGGUCCCACAGUGUGGGGGGGCGACAGUGUGGGCGGUCCCACAGUGUGGGGGGGGCGACAGUGUGAGGGGGGCGACAGGGUGGACUUCAGUUCAUGCCAUCUUAAGAAACUUUCCAGAGACAAUUCAACCAGAUCAUCCAGUCAGAUUGAUUCAAAGUUUUCUAUCUAAGGAAAACCAGCUGAUUGCAUCGACUCAUUGACUCUUCAGCAAUCCCUCACACUAAGCAUGCUUGU